This is a messenger RNA of Schistocerca piceifrons (Central American locust), 3513 nucleotides long. Its product is annotated as trichohyalin-like. Lineage: Eukaryota; Metazoa; Arthropoda; Insecta; Orthoptera; Acrididae. The transcript is spliced from 3 exons. Bases 1 to 3513 code for a protein of 1170 amino acids. The record is from RefSeq and is a predicted model, not a curated record.
AUGUUAGGAACCGCUGGACAGUUAAAUUCUAAGGAUUUAUUAACACAAAGGCCAGUGGGCGCCUGCCUUGCUGGGCGCAGCGGGUUGUUUUGCCGGGCGUCCGUUAUUGGUGAGAGCAGCUAUGAACGAACCUCUCACAUCAAGUGGUGCUGGGGCAGCGGGCAGGCAGCGGCGCCGCCUCAGCCGCAGUGCGGGUGCCAGCUGACGCCCAGCCCGUCCCUCACACAACGCCUUCUUUUUUGCUACAAACGCUUACCACCACCACCACCACCACCACCACCACCACCACCACCACCACCGUCAAUUGUGCGACUUGUUUUAUCACUGAACGAGAAUUUUCAGGUAAGACAGCGAGAAGAAGACAGCGAGAAGAAGACAGCGAGAAGAAGACAGCGAGAAGAAGACAGCGAGAAGAAGACAGCGAGAAGAAGACAGCGAGAAGAAGACAGCGAGAAGAAGACAGCGAGAAGAAGACAGCGAGAAGAAGACAGCGAGAAGAAGACAGCGAGAAGAAGACAGCGAGAAGAAGACAGCGAGAAGAAGACAGCGAGAAGAAGACAGCGAGAAGAAGACAGCGAGAAGAAGACAGCGAGAAGAAGACAGCGAGAAGAAGACAGCGAGAAGAAGACAGCGAGAAGAAGACAGCGAGAAGAAGACAGCGAGAAGAAGACAGCGAGAAGAAGACAGCGAGAAGAAGACAGCGAGAAGAAGACAGCGAGAAGAAGACAGCGAGAAGAAGACAGCGAGAAGAAGACAGCGAGAAGAAGACAGCGAGAAGAAGACAGCGAGAAGAAGACAGCGAGAAGAAGACAGCGAGAAGAAGACAGCGAGAAGAAGACAGCGAGAAGAAGACAGCGAGAAGAAGACAGCGAGAAGAAGACAGCGAGAAGAAGACAGCGAGAAGAAGACAGCGAGAAGAAGACAGCGAGAAGAAGACAGCGAGAAGAAGACAGCGAGAAGAAGACAGCGAGAAGAAGACAGCGAGAAGAAGACAGCGAGAAGAAGACAGCGAGAAGAAGACAGCGAGAAGAAGACAGCGAGAAGAAGACAGCGAGAAGAAGACAGCGAGAAGAAGACAGCGAGAAGAAGACAGCGAGAAGAAGACAGCGAGAAGAAGACAGCGAGAAGAAGACAGCGAGAAGAAGACAGCGAGAAGAAGACAGCGAGAAGAAGACAGCGAGAAGAAGACAGCGAGAAGAAGACAGCGAGAAGAAGACAGCGAGAAGAAGACAGCGAGAAGAAGACAGCGAGAAGAAGACAGCGAGAAGAAGACAGCGAGAAGAAGACAGCGAGAAGAAGACAGCGAGAAGAAGACAGCGAGAAGAAGACAGCGAGAAGAAGACAGCGAGAAGAAGACAGCGAGAAGAAGACAGCGAGAAGAAGACAGCGAGAAGAAGACAGCGAGAAGAAGACAGCGAGAAGAAGACAGCGAGAAGAAGACAGCGAGAAGAAGACAGCGAGAAGAAGACAGCGAGAAGAAGACAGCGAGAAGAAGACAGCGAGAAGAAGACAGCGAGAAGAAGACAGCGAGAAGAAGACAGCGAGAAGAAGACAGCGAGAAGAAGACAGCGAGAAGAAGACAGCGAGAAGAAGACAGCGAGAAGAAGACAGCGAGAAGAAGACAGCGAGAAGAAGACAGCGAGAAGAAGACAGCGAGAAGAAGACAGCGAGAAGAAGACAGCGAGAAGAAGACAGCGAGAAGAAGACAGCGAGAAGAAGACAGCGAGAAGAAGACAGCGAGAAGAAGACAGCGAGAAGAAGACAGCGAGAAGAAGACAGCGAGAAGAAGACAGCGAGAAGAAGACAGCGAGAAGAAGACAGCGAGAAGAAGACAGCGAGAAGAAGACAGCGAGAAGAAGACAGCGAGAAGAAGACAGCGAGAAGAAGACAGCGAGAAGAAGACAGCGAGAAGAAGACAGCGAGAAGAAGACAGCGAGAAGAAGACAGCGAGAAGAAGACAGCGAGAAGAAGACAGCGAGAAGAAGACAGCGAGAAGAAGACAGCGAGAAGAAGACAGCGAGAAGAAGACAGCGAGAAGAAGACAGCGAGAAGAAGACAGCGAGAAGAAGACAGCGAGAAGAAGACAGCGAGAAGAAGACAGCGAGAAGAAGACAGCGAGAAGAAGACAGCGAGAAGAAGACAGCGAGAAGAAGACAGCGAGAAGAAGACAGCGAGAAGAAGACAGCGAGAAGAAGACAGCGAGAAGAAGACAGCGAGAAGAAGACAGCGAGAAGAAGACAGCGAGAAGAAGACAGCGAGAAGAAGACAGCGAGAAGAAGACAGCGAGAAGAAGACAGCGAGAAGAAGACAGCGAGAAGAAGACAGCGAGAAGAAGACAGCGAGAAGAAGACAGCGAGAAGAAGACAGCGAGAAGAAGACAGCGAGAAGAAGACAGCGAGAAGAAGACAGCGAGAAGAAGACAGCGAGAAGAAGACAGCGAGAAGAAGACAGCGAGAAGAAGACAGCGAGAAGAAGACAGCGAGAAGAAGACAGCGAGAAGAAGACAGCGAGAAGAAGACAGCGAGAAGAAGACAGCGAGAAGAAGACAGCGAGAAGAAGACAGCGAGAAGAAGACAGCGAGAAGAAGACAGCGAGAAGAAGACAGCGAGAAGAAGACAGCGAGAAGAAGACAGCGAGAAGAAGACAGCGAGAAGAAGACAGCGAGAAGAAGACAGCGAGAAGAAGACAGCGAGAAGAAGACAGCGAGAAGAAGACAGCGAGAAGAAGACAGCGAGAAGAAGACAGCGAGAAGAAGACAGCGAGAAGAAGACAGCGAGAAGAAGACAGCGAGAAGAAGACAGCGAGAAGAAGACAGCGAGAAGAAGACAGCGAGAAGAAGACAGCGAGAAGAAGACAGCGAGAAGAAGACAGCGAGAAGAAGACAGCGAGAAGAAGACAGCGAGAAGAAGACAGCGAGAAGAAGACAGCGAGAAGAAGACAGCGAGAAGAAGACAGCGAGAAGAAGACAGCGAGAAGAAGACAGCGAGAAGAAGACAGCGAGAAGAAGACAGCGAGAAGAAGACAGCGAGAAGAAGACAGCGAGAAGAAGACAGCGAGAAGAAGACAGCGAGAAGAAGACAGCGAGAAGAAGACAGCGAGAAGAAGACAAGGAGAAGAAGACAAGGAGAAGAAGACAAGGAGAAGAAGACAAGGAGAAGAAGACAAGGAGAAGAAGACAAGGAGAAGAAGACAAGGAGAAGAAGACAAGGAGAAGAAGACAAGGAGAAGAAGACAAGGAGAAGAAGACAAGGAGAAGAAGACAAGGAGAAGAAGACAAGGAGAAGAAGACAAGGAGAAGAAGACAAGGAGAAGAAGACAAGGAGAAGAAGACAAGGAGAAGAAGACAAGGAGAAGAAGACAAGGAGAAGAAGACAAGGAGAAGAAGACAAGGAGAAGAAGACAAGGAGAAGAAGACAAGGAGAAGAAGACAAGGAGAAGAAGACAAGGAGAAGAAGACAAGGAGAAGAAGACAAGGAGAAGAAGACAAGGAGAAGAAGACAAGAGAAAGAGUAA